UACUGUCAACCAGAUCAUAAAUCAUAGUCAGUCGCUCACACAACGCGUUUCGGUCCAAACAUUCAGGUCCAAAAAAAUAACUGUGAAAAGAGUGAUCGUGAGAGAGUGUGUUUUAGACAAGAAAGUGAUUUUGUUGACAAUUGAAUUUUUACUGGAUUUCGUGAAAGUGUUUAGUGAAAUUCUAAAAUUGUGUAACUUUUAAUUAAAAUCAAAGGAUAAUUAUUAAAGAAAAGGAAUUAUUUAUGAAGAGUUGAACAAUUUUCAAGACAACAAUGUGCAACAAUGAGAGUCCACCACCAUCGAAAGAACCUCUAUCAGUGGGUCUUGGGGUUGGAACUCCAUUUUUCCCUGGCUUAGAACACUAUCGUUUACAAUUGUAUCAUUAUGCAAUGACCGAAAGAUUACGAUUGGCCCAACAAUUGCAUCCUCAACAUCCUGGAGUUGGUCAUCCACAAUCCGGCGGACCAACAUCGGCCCAUUUGGGAAUGGCGCCAGGAUUUCCUGCACCACUACCAUUGUAUCCUGCAGCAGCUGGAUAUCCAAGUAGACUUGCUCUUUCCAUGGCACUAUUGCAUCCUCAUCAUCAACGAAUACCCGAGGAGCCUAAACCCCAACACAGUUACAUUGGACUUAUUGCAAUGGCUAUUUUAUCAUCGCCUGACAAGAAACUUGUACUAUCGGACAUCUAUCAACAUAUUUUGGAACACUAUCCCUAUUUUAGAACAAGAGGACCCGGCUGGAGAAAUUCCAUUAGACAUAAUUUGUCACUCAACGAUUGUUUCGUUAAGUCCGGAAGAAGUGCCAAUGGAAAGGGACACUAUUGGGCAAUUCAUCCAGCGAAUCUUGAAGAUUUUCGACGAGGUGACUUUAGAAGGCGUAAGGCGCAGAGAAAAGUUCGAAAACAUAUGGGACUCGCUGUCGAUGAGGAACCUGAUAGUCCAAGUCCACCGCCAUUGCCCGCGACACCUCCACCCUCCGUACCAUCACUUAGACCAACAAGUGCUCCAAUGUCUGGGAUUUGGAGUCCACAUCAUCAUCAGCCUCAACAACAGGACCAACCACAUCAGAACUUUAAAAUGUUUCAGAAUCAGGGCCUAAGGCAAGGUUGUCAGCCAUCGAGAAAAAGGCAGUUUGACGUCGCCUCGCUACUUGCUCCCGAUGAUCAAUUGGAGUCCCUAAGGCCGAUGAAAUCGAGAAAAUUCAGUUGCAGUGAAGACGAACACGACCUACAGGAACCGGAACCAGAAGCCGAUCACGACGAGGAGGAUGUCGACGUUGACGUCGAUGUCGAUGAAGGAACCGAGGUUAAACCACUCCUAUCACCAGUAACACCAUCAGCAAGUCCCGAAUCAAAAUUAAGUCCCGUUAACGGACACUGCAAUUGGAGUAAUCCAGGACUUCAAUCAAAUAUUUGUCAAUCAAUAUCCGGACUACAUCUUCACAAUCAUCUUCAUGUUAGAAAUUACUACGUUCCAAGUAAUUCCAGUUCUGGAUCAAGUAUCUAAAGUGAAAAUUAAGAAGAGGAUGUGGUGAUCAGCGAAAAUAAUAUUUUUUUCGCAGAGACUCUAGUCUGAUAAACAUUGUAUAAUGUUCCUUUCGAUGAUAAAUUCGUGAACGCGCGAAAAAGGGGGGAGGUGUUUAGGAAAAAAAUUUGUGAUAAUUUAGGGAUUUCGGAAGAUUUACAUAUAUAUACGCCAGUGUGUUAUAUUGUGAAAUGGAUUUUAAAAUAAUGCCAAAACAGAUGCUAUAUAUUACUUUUUUAAAAAAGAAUGUAAGGAAUCCAAAGUUCUAUAUUGUUAUAUUUUCUUAAAUAUCAAUUUACAAAAACUUCCUUAUCAAAUUAUUUUCAUUACCAUUUCAGAAUAUUUUAACACUAUUUUUCGAAAUUCUAAACUAUUUUCUCACUAUUUUAUUAAUUUUUCUCUUUUUCCUAAGAAGUGUACAAAUUUUUCCCCAUAAUUGAAUUUCUUGUACAUAGAAGAUUAUUAAUUUGUACAUAAGACAAAUUUUGGGUGGGUCUAUAUAUAUAUAUAGUUGUUAUAUAAUAAUAUUGACUGAAGUGAUCUCGAUUUAAAGUGUAAUAUAUUUUGGAGAUUAAGGUCUGAAAUAUGGCGACGUCAUACCAAUAAAUUGUAUGCCAUAUUAUGUGACAGUCGAAGAUUUCAAAAAAAAAAAAAAAAAAGAA
Molecule: messenger RNA, 2185 nt
Organism: Leptopilina boulardi
Lineage: Eukaryota; Metazoa; Arthropoda; Insecta; Hymenoptera; Figitidae
Gene: fd102C
Product: fork head domain-containing protein FD4
Exons: 2
Coding region: 273-1505 (410 amino acids)
Biological process (GO): anatomical structure morphogenesis; cell differentiation; regulation of transcription by RNA polymerase II
Molecular function (GO): DNA-binding transcription factor activity, RNA polymerase II-specific; RNA polymerase II cis-regulatory region sequence-specific DNA binding
Source: RefSeq, a predicted model, not a curated record